CCAUCGUUGCAUCGCAUCGGGUGGAAAAAGCUGGUAAAACAAAAGAGUAACGAAGGAUAACGCGUGGAAAUGAGAUAAAGAUAAAGAUAAUGCUAGGGAGCCAAAAACGAAGGGAGACAAUAGACUGUCGGAAUCUGUGCGUCGAGUCAACGGUCUUUUGUCUGCGUUUCACGGCGUUCACUAAGGCGUCACGGUGAACAGAAAGAAUUGAGAUCCAGGAGAAAAGUGUCACGUACGCGGCAACCGCGGCGAAGAAUCGUUUUUUAACGACCGAUCAUCGAAGUCCAUCCAUUGAAAGAAAGAGUAAUCAAGAUCCAACGCUGUAACAGCUUACUCCACAGCGGAAUUCGUGGCGGAAUCGUUCUGUAUUCAAAUCUACUAGAACUUCAACUUCAAUUGGCAGCUCUCCUUCACCUAAUAGUGACAUUAGAACCACGUGACUUAAGAACGAGUACGCAGGCGCAGAUGAUCGAGCAGGCGGUUUACUGCCAAUUUCGCACGUGUGUUCAAAUGAAUUUAGUUGCGUUCCAGUAGUUUCCAGUAUCUACAAAGGAUUUAUAGUACUGCCAUCAGUUUCGGUGAUCGUAUCAAGAAACUCGGUGAAUAAUACGGAACUGCGAAACCACGUGAAUCGAUUAUUAGUUUAAGAAGAUGGUGUCGUCAACAAUAAUGGAAAAUGGGAAAUCCAUCCCAUCAAGGAAAUCUACUACGGGUAUUGGCCCAGGCAACUAUCGUUUAGUUGGUUGGGAUAUGGAUACUACAGGCAAAAAAGUUAUAGAUGAAAUAUGCCAAAUAGCUGGGUAUACACCUAGUUCUUCAUAUUCACAAUAUGUAAUGCCAUAUAAAGAUCUUAAUCCUCCAGCUAUAAAAAGGCAUAAUAUGAAGAUAGUAACUAUUGGCAAGUUUCGUGUACUUAAAGAUAGUACAACUAAUAAGGCAUUAAAAACUAAAAGUGAAGUGUCUGCAUUAACAGACUUUCUAACAUGGCUUUCCUCUAUAAGAGGAGACGCAGUAGAUGGUAUCAUAUUAGUUUAUCAUGAACCACGUAAAGUUAUUCCUGCUAUGUUAAUUGAAUCUUUAAAGAAAUAUAAUCUUCUGGAAAAAUUUAAAGAAAUUGUGAAAGGAUUUGCAAAUGGGUUUAAUGUCGCAGAAGUAAAAUGUGCAAACACAGUUCGUGCAUAUACUCUUAGGACAUUAUCUCAAAGUUUAUUUAAUCGAGAAAAUCAGUUAAAUAAUGCAAGAGACAGAGCAUGUUUGGCUUUACAAAUAGUACAACACUUGAGUUCACUAGAAGUUACAAAAGGAAAUGAAACAGAUGGUAGUGGUGAUAGUGAUAGUGCCAUGAAAAAUACUGUUGAUUUCAUUAGAGAAUUUGUUCAGCCAGUAGAAAUGGAAGAACAAGAAUAUGCAGAAUUAAAAAUAGUAUUUGAACGUCAAAAUACUUUAAGACCUAUUUUUGGGGCCCUAUUCCGUGUGAAUCGUCGAGAACGGCAACAUGCUAGUCCUUUACGUCGAUUGCUCGCCGAAGCAGGCAUAGAAUAUUCUCAAUUACAAGAAGCAUGGAAUAAUGGAAAGAAAGAAGGUUUAGAAAAAUUAAUUAAAGAAAAAUUAACUUCAACUGAAGAAAAGAAAAUCGAAGAUUUAUUGAUCGUCCUUGAAGAUCAUUUCGAUCCUAAUAAGAAACCCAAAUUAAGAAUAUCAAGAGAAAAGAAUCAGAUAAAGAUGGAAAACUCUAUGAUUAAUGAGGAUAAAGAAAAUAAUAACAAAUGUGAUUCAAGUAUCGGAAGUCCGGAUACCACUACUCCUAAUUCACCGCUUAAAAUUAAAUCCGAAUCUUCUGAGAGUAGUACAAUUAUAGCAGAGGAAUAAGAACUAAACAGUUCACUUCUUUUCUUCAGUGCCUUUUAACUAAUUAUAAGAUCAAUAUUGUUAUCAGUAACUGAGUUUAUAACCAUUCCGUUCAUUCUUAUCAUAACGUUAUUCUAGUGUGAUAAAGUAUGAGUGUUAUUUGUUGCAGUAUUGUAUUUAAGUUUUUAUUUUCGUUAUAACAGAGUAUAUAUUGUAUCCUUGAAGGAUAUGAAACUCGACUUAUUGCUAGUUAACAAAAACAUGUACAAAUAACACAUUAAUUAUUUUUUUAGUUUAUGAUAAAGGAAUAUUUAAUGUUCGUUUUUUUAACGGUUAAUUUUAUGCUCAUUGAUUUUUAUUUAAUCGGAUUAACGUUUAACGUUGUAACAAGUGAUUGUUUAGAGACUGUCGAUAUAGAAAUAUAUUCGGACGCUAAAGAUUUUUGUUUUUCAUCAUUCUGAGAUUACCAUAAAAUAUUCUUUUUUUUUACUUAAUGUUAGUAAGAUUUACGUAUAGAGUACAGAUAGUAAUAUUUGAAGAAAGAUAUAAUAUAUUUUUGUACGCCAAAAGUUUAAUAAAAUGAAUCAUGCAUCAUGAUGUUGCAUUUAAAAGUUAAAUUUUGUUGUACUAAACAAUUAAAUAAAAACUUUAAAUUACAA
Messenger RNA from Bombus pascuorum, 2507 nucleotides. It is a transcript of the gene exu, whose product is annotated as maternal protein exuperantia. The transcript is spliced from 7 exons. Gene Ontology annotation, molecular function: protein homodimerization activity; RNA binding. The record is from RefSeq and is a predicted model, not a curated record. NCBI's taxonomy places the organism in Eukaryota, Metazoa, Arthropoda, Insecta, Hymenoptera, Apidae. Bases 652 to 1869 code for a protein of 405 amino acids. Gene Ontology annotation, biological process: bicoid mRNA localization.